Molecule: messenger RNA, 2230 nt
Organism: Mizuhopecten yessoensis (Yesso scallop)
Lineage: Eukaryota; Metazoa; Mollusca; Bivalvia; Pectinida; Pectinidae
Exons: 4
Coding region: 407-1570 (387 amino acids)
Biological process (GO): proprioception; sensory perception of mechanical stimulus; taxis
Cellular component (GO): sensory dendrite
Source: RefSeq, a predicted model, not a curated record
ACACUAAACACGGUUUCCAUAGAGGUGCAUACAUUAAAAUAUAUAGUCCAAAGCAUUGAAAUUUUACCUGGCUUUUUAAAGCUGACAGUUGAAAAUAGACCGUGUAACGAACGUUGGAGAGAUCAACAGAGCGUGGCAGUGUGUUUGGAUAGAUAGUUGGAAGGCUUAUCUGUUGUAAGAAAUAUUAGGAUAUUUGGCAGUUGAUGCAUUGCUACAGUAUACACUUCUUGGUGUGAGUUCUAUGACAUGGGCAAAUACACAAACAGAACGAAAAGGUGACUGAUACAAACUGGCAUCAUACCUGUAUGAAAGACAAAGGAUUUUUCAAACGAACGGAGUUGACUAUAUACUUCUAUAUAUCAUGGAGACUUUGACUACUCGGUGACGUGGUGAUUCUUGACACAUAAUGUCUUCGGGAACAAAGAGUGGAAGCUCAACGGAACGUUCAACAGAUGGGAAACGAGCUGUACCCGAAGGAAAACCUAACAAUGGACUAUUUAAUCGACAGAAGUCGAAAGGGCGUCUUUUUAAAAGCACCAAACCGGGCUCGAUAGGGAACUGGAAUUCUGUCAAGUCAGUAGGAUUCAAGAAAAAGGGGAAAUCGUCACCAACAAUCCAGGAGGAUAAAGAUACAAAGACAGGGACGGAGAGUAUUAUUGAUAUUGAAGUAGAGGAUGUCACAGUCGCCGAAUCUGUUGACCAGGUGAAUAGCACUGACAAAGACUCUUCAGAGAUUAACACUGAAGCUGACAAUAUUAAAAACGACAAUUUAGAAAAAGGGAAAGGCAACCCGAAUGUAGUUGUUGAAAAAAAUAACGAGAACUCUGAAGCAAAAACAAGUUCAGAGACUGUAAUUCCGAAUGGAGAUGCUUCGAAACUCAACGGACAUGUUUUCGGGAAACCGGUAGCUUCGAAUGGAAUAGCGCCAGUCCUAAAUGGUGUACCAGCAAAAAAGGAAAAUUCUUUCUUUCGUGAGAAGUCAACUUUAGCGCCACCUAAAACGCCAAUAUCGAAGAAAGAAAGAACAGAAUCACCAGAUAGCAAGAAAUCUUUCACAAGACGAGAUUCCUCGAAACUUUCGCUCGAUGGAUCUUCUCGUGUGUCAGUAGACGCCGCUUUACAAACGGCUGGAGUCGUAUACCCCACAGAAGAUAAGCCCCAAAAAUCCGUGUUUUCUAACAAUGACUCCUGGAUACGGUCCGCCAUUCCUUCCCUUCCUCUCUGGUUCGCUAUCACCUGUCUCGUUCUCAACAUUUUGAUUCCUGGAUCUGGUACAAUACUUAGCGGCUGCUCCAUUCUGUGUUGUGGGAAAUCACGAGUCCAAGCUAAGGAUGACCAGCUGACCGUCACGCUGUGUGUCAACAUCAUGGUGGGCAUAGCCCAGUUGUUUACGGUCACCUUCCUGUUCGUCGGCUGGUUUUGGAGCCUGGCCUGGGGUCUCAAAAUGGUCUCCAUUGCUGUUGAGUACCGCCACCAGAAGAAACAACAAAGGGAGCGAGAGUUACAGACCCUGGCACUCAGUGCGUUCGGCUCGCCGUCUCGUGUGCGGUCGUUGUUCUCCGCUGUUUAAGGAUUCUCGUUCGUGUAUUUGCAGUACUCUGUUUUACUCCCGUUAGGCUUCGCUCCCUGUUACUAAGACGGUUCGGAGUCGUUCUUUUCGUCGAGACUCAUGGAAAUAGUAGUUCCGUUGGAGGCUAAUUGUACUAUAAUAAUAAUAUGAACCAGUCUAAAAGGCAGAUUGGUAAACCUGUACUUCGAAGCGAAGACUAGCGGAUGUUAGAAAAAACUACGAAAAACAAUCCAGUGUUCCCGAUGAUUUUCGUGUGUGUGUCCGUUGUUCUCCAAAAUGUAUUUCUUUAUAACGGCAGUACCAUUCUGAAAACUAUAUUUAGAACUCGCCUGUACAAAAUACUACAGAAAUCACUGCGUAUAAGUGUCAUUUUCAAAAUAUUUGUACUAUCAAAUACGGUGUAUAAAUCUAAUGUUAUGUUAAAAAUUCCUUGUGAUGAAGAUGACGUCUAACGGAGAUAUCAUUAUUGUUACAUAUAUCUUAUUUUAUAAUGUUAUAUAAUAAGACACAGGUGUUGUAUUACUUAUAAAACUGUAUGCAAAGCAUCUGGGUCUAUUUCGAUUUUCGAUUUGUUUAUUUUGAAAUAUCAUAUGUCAGAAUUAUGCAAUUAAAUAUAUGAUGUGUUUCUUGUUUUCUUUAUCAGUUUAUUUUAAUCUUUCU